CCGCCCCUCGCCGGGGGCAGCCGCACACAGUCGGCCGCCACCACCUCAGCUGUGCUGGGUCUUCGCUGACUGACUGUGGUCGCCCGCAGUUCUCCGCCCGCAGCCUGCCGCCGACAGCCGAAGGUCUCACACGUCCACCGCCACCGUCACCGCCGGAGCGCCAGAUUCAUCCAUGAGCUCGGAUUUCCCACACUACAACUUCAGAAUGCCUAAUAUUGGAUUCCAGAAUCUGCCUCUCAACAUAUAUAUUGUGGUUUUUGGCACUGCCAUAUUUGUCUUCAUUCUUAGUUUACUCUUCUGUUGCUACUUGAUUAGGCUGAGACAUCAAGCACAUAAAGAAUUUUAUGCCUACAAACAGGUUAUAUUAAAAGAGAAAGUAAAAGAACUGAAUUUACAUGAGCUCUGUGCAGUAUGUCUAGAAGACUUCAAGCCUCGAGAUGAGUUGGGGAUUUGUCCAUGUAAGCAUGCCUUCCACAGAAAGUGCCUUAUUAAGUGGUUGGAGGUUCGGAAAGUGUGUCCCCUGUGCAACAUGCCAGUUCUGCAGCUGGCCCAGUUGCACAGUAAACAGGACCAUGGACCCCCCCAGGGCCCCCUCCCCGGAGCAGAAAACAUUGUAUAGCUCACUGUGUGGAUCAGACUGUUGCUGGAUGAGAUCUGCGUGGAGCCAGGAGGAACACAAGCAGUCUAUGUCUUGGCUGCUGUCUACCUGAGGCACCAGCUGCCAUUUCCCUUGCCUCGUGGAGAACUCUUGGCCAGCUAGGCUGGGAACCCAGGCCUCUGGAUCUUGUGACAAUCAACGCAGUCUGACAUCACCCUACGCCAAGAGGAUUGGAUAAGCCUGCAAGUUUGUUUCCAGAAACUUCAUAAUGGUCUCUUGCUAACUCCAUUACGCUGUUUACCAGGCACUUACCUCCAUGUCAAGGUGAAUCUUUAUUAAUUUAAGCAGAAGGGAAGGAUGAACACAGGUGUUAGAGAAGGGAGCUGAGAAAAGGUUUCUAAAUCCGUACCCCACCCUAAGGACGAUAAGCUUCUGUGCAGAACCCUGGAAACCUGGCAGCCCUGAGCCAAGUAAAGCCAGCGGUUACGCCAGCUGAAGCACAACCUGCCAGUGCCCGUAAGGCUUGUGUUCAUCCGAUAAGGUCAUACUGAACCCAAGGGCUUUCGGUGCAAUUGCGCAGUCCUCUCACCACUUUGCCCCAAGUUCAGUGCUUGGUGUCACAUCAAGCUGAAAACAAUCAGUGGGGCUGAAAAGGCCUGAUCAGAGAUCAUUUCCUCUGAUCAUGUCCCCUCCUUUUCACCGGUGGGGCUCAUCAGGAGCCCGCACUGUCCCUGUAUGACCUGGGGGCCCACAAUACUGUGCAGGGUCCUUAUAGCUGCUGCAUUCUGCUUGUCGCUUUAGGACCACUGUGAGCCCCUCAAGUGACCCCAGAGAGGAGCAGCUUUCUGAGAAAGGCUGAUCUGCCUGGCCCCAUUGGAUGAAGAUGCUGCUUCAUCCAGCUUUGCCCCUCUUCUUUCCCUCUGUUCUUUUGUCUCUUGCCCUGUUUCUACUUAAAAUGCUUGCCAGUGACUUUUAAGUUUAUCCUUAUAAGAUCACUGUGUAAGUCUGAAGCCCAAAGCCAGUGAUCCACUCAGAAUUAUAACUGGGUCCAUCCCCUCCUUCACUGGUGUGUGCCUCAGUAUUUGGACUUGCAUUGAUGACUGCAGGUGUCUUUAUAAGAGGGAAGUGCACGCUGCCCUUUGGCUCUUUCUGUCCUGCUUUUCUGAAAAUGAUUCUGCCCCCUCUUAAGCUCUAUAACUCAGUCAUAAAAGCAUCAGUGAGUGACAGAAAAUGUUCUUUCCCCCAGCCUGCUCUCUCCACCACAGGAGCGCUUCCACAAGGCCUCAGCAACCACUGUGUUCCGCUCCAUCCACAGGUGUGAGUGGGGAGGGUUUUUACUGGAAAGUCUGUGUGACAUGGAGAGAGGAUGGAAGGGCUUGCUGCUCUGCUUAUGGCAUAUUCCGGGCAUUUUUAGGGGAGUCCAGCCUGUACUGUCUUGGAAUGAGAGCAAACCUAUCCUUGGCUCAGGUGGCUGAGGUCAGAUGAGAAGGAAAAUUCCCAUUUGCCUAGAAAAGUGCCAAGCAGAAUCCAGUUUGGAAAAUUACUAAUCCAGUCAGAAUUGGCCGUUUCCUAUGGGUGAUCUAUUUGUGGUAUGCCAACUGGCCUGCUUCCUAAACAGGGCAAGAGAAGUAUGAACUAUUUUUAUUCGAACGCCUUAGCCUGUUUGGCUACAAACACAAAAGGAGAACUCUUUAUACACACUCACCCUCCUUUCAUGUUGUUUGUAGCAUGACUGCACCUAAUGCUGCAACACCCAGUUUACAGUGAAAUGUUUUCAGUGACCAAUGUCAGAAGUGGCUUGCUUUGGGCCUAACCUCCUCAGUAGCUAGCAUGUACCAUUUUUAUAGCAACCUGGAGUAGAUGUCCCUUUCUAGUAGGGCUCCAACAGAAAGAAUCCUUCCCAUCAAAGGAGGAAUGCCUAUGCUCUAUACAACUACUGACACAGCCUCUGAAGGAUUCUCACAGUUCAGUUGCAGCCCUUUCGGUCCCUUUGCAGAACUGAGGACACAGCCUCAUGAGUCCCCUGCCUUUGCACAGAGACAGAAUAGUGAGCUCACUGUGUCAGAGUUCCAGGCAGGUGGAGGCAGUUGGUGCCAGGCUGGCCCUCAGGCAGUGAGUCUCUUCCCUAGCCUCACUUUCACCACACUUAUGGAUAUGGAGUGCUUCAAGGCAUUUCUUCUAGAACCAGCUAGAGCUGGAGAUGUAUUUCCCCUCACCCCAUCUCCUGUGUUGUGGCCUACAGUGGCAGGUGGCAGGCCCAAUAUCACUCAUAGUUCUGGCAGCUCUUGGCCACACAACCCCAGUAGGUUUGCUCCCCACCCCCAAACCAGCCUUUAUGUCUACAGCACUGGCCAUGCAAAUGACCCCUUCAUUAAUGUCAUCUCUUUACUCAGAUUAAAUUCACAAGUUUCUGAAGGCAACUCCAUCCACACUUUUUAAAAGAACCAUGUAGGGGGGAAAAUGAUGUAAGGAUCCCUUUAUACUCCCUUGGCUCAGACCCAAAUUCAUAGAAGGCUGCCCUUUCCACACCCAUGAGCACUCGUCUGUGGUUAAAUGUGUGGAUACAAGGGCACUCCACGCUGCUCUUGGAUGGUGUAGUUCCUCAGUGUCUUAGGCAGCACAAUGUGCACCAUGGGUUAAUGGAGUGCACUGUCCCAGCUGGACCCUUGUGGCUAAAUCAUUAUCUGGUCAUUGCUAGGGUCACAAAUGAACUGAACUGGAUGCAGAAACUGGGAACAGUCUCAUCUGCUGCUUUUCUUAUCUGCCCCUGGCAGAUAAGGCCCUUGUGGCCUGUGCUUGCCUAGCCAGGGAGAACGGGAAGAAAGAAUAGCCAGCUAGGGACAAGUGGCCUCUGAGGAGUUCUGGACUGAGAAAUACAGGGAAGCUCCCACAGCUAGCAAGGAUGUUCUUGACAAGACUUGACUAAUGAGGACCCUUUUCACAGCCCUACUCCAGAGCAUAUCAUCUCCAUGGCCUGAUCCUGCUCUUUGAAAGAGUAACUAGAGACUUCCUGGGGAUGAAAUACACAUAGAGAAAGGUCCCAGAGAUCUAGCAGAAGCACUUGCAAUAUGACCUCCUGGGACUCACUUGUCUUGUGCCUCUCUGGUCAACCCCCAACGCCUCAUCAGCAAGGGAUGUAGUAACAGUGACUAAACAGCCUCUUGGGACUGAGUCAAGGCACCACUGACAAUUCACAGCAUCACUGGAUGCCUCCUGAGCUGCAGGUGCCUGGUCCCCAACCUUUCCUCUCCUGACCUUCCUUGGUCACCUUCAUCUGCCUCUGCCCACAAAGCACAAAUUAGUGCCGAGUCUCCUUUUUAGUUUGAAUAUUCCCCACAAAAGCACACAAAUUAUAUAAUUGUCUUCCUUGUAGUCCUCACCCCAUGACCACUAUUAUUUUAUUCCUCAUGUAUCCUUCCAAAGAUGUGUGUAGACUCACACAUACACAUUAUCUUUUUGUUCACAAGAAGCAGGAAUUCAAGAGACAUUCCUAUCUAUGGUGACAGAGCCAUCCAGAAGUCAGAAUAUCUGUAAGAAGCCUGAAUUGGAGGUGUUUUUGCAAUGAUAUUCCCUUUGUGGGGUUUGUUGGUUUUGUUUUUGCGGAACUGGGGAUUGAACUCAGGCCCUUG
Octodon degus (degu) is the source of this 4227-nucleotide messenger RNA. It is a transcript of the gene Rnf24, whose product is annotated as ring finger protein 24. The record is from RefSeq and is a predicted model, not a curated record. The transcript is spliced from 6 exons. Gene Ontology annotation, cellular component: endomembrane system. The coding region runs from base 173 to 619 and encodes 148 amino acids. Gene Ontology annotation, molecular function: zinc ion binding; ubiquitin protein ligase activity. Lineage: Eukaryota; Metazoa; Chordata; Mammalia; Rodentia; Octodontidae.